CCAUCCUGGAAUACAAAAUAGUUGUUUCGCUCAUUCCUGAGAAAAUACGAAUUCAAAUUCUAUCAUUCACUUCGCCAAUCCUUGUAAAAUGUCAGACAAUUUCGAUCCUGACCUAAUUCAGGCAAUUUUCAAACUCAUAUGGAGCAAAAACGCUCUAGAGCGCGAGAGAAACGAAGGUGUCGAUCCGAUGACAGAUGAGGUUGUAGCUGGGACAUCCAAGAAAAACCGACCUACUUCUGCUAAUUCAAGUGCUCUGAAGAUGAGUUGUGAGCUUCUUCGGCUCUUUGUCACAGAAGCUGUUCAACGUGCUGCUGCUAUUGCUGAAGCUGAGGGCGCCAGUAAAAUACAAGCUACUCAUCUUGAACGGAUUCUUCCACAGCUACUACUGGAUUUUUAAGGUACUUCAGAAGAUGCAAAUAUAAACUAUGAUCUUCAUGAAAACCUGCAUAACAUCUGAUGUAGCUGGUUGCCUUUGUUCAUCUUUAUAUCACCCCCAUUUAUUACCUUAGAAGUAAAUGUAGCAGUUAAUGCAGCCGAAAGAUAUUAUGCUUAAAGAUGUAUUUAUCAAUAUUUCAGGAAAUUAUGAUUAUGAUAUUAUGUCAUUAGUGGACAAUGUUAGUUAUAUGUAAGGUCUUAUUCCUGGGAAAUCAUAUGCCACAAACCAUUUAUGUAACAUGGUGUUUCUAUGCCAUCUGAUCAAGCCAAAAACGGUUCAUAAAAAGUAAAUUACAUUCAUUGUGCUUAAUAAUCAAUGCCUGUAAAACCUAUUUUGCCUAAAUGGUCCCUAGCACGAUUGCCAGGAUUUGUAUCCUUACACACACACACACGUUUACUGUUUAGACCAAGAAAGUUUAACAAAGUAUAUUGACUGAAACAAAUUCCAUCUUACAAGUUGCAGGAUAUGAAUUAAACUUAUACCUAUAAUUGGCACACAAACUGCACGAUACUUAAGAUUAUACAUUUUUAUUGUAAAUUAUGUAGCAUAACUAAUGCUUGAUCUGUGCCAACAUGACCCCAAUAUCCCUGCUGGUAGGCCUUUCUUUUGGGUUAUCAAGAGUACAAAAGCAAGCAAUCUUAAGAACCAGAAGCAUUUGGUCCUCAAAUCCAUUUCCCUUUAAUUUUGGGUCAAUUGCUCUUUUCGGAUCGUCUGAGGUCAUGACAUUUCUCAUCCAUUUCACCAAACUCAUCUCAUUCGUAUGCUGGAAAAAUUCAUCAGAAGGAAGUUUUCCCAUCACUAAGACCCCUAAAAGCACACCGAAACUGUAAAUAUCACAUUUGUCUGUAAAUUUCAGAGUCUGGUGAUAUUCUGGUGCUAUGUAUCCUAUUGUUCCUGCCACAUUAGUUGUUGUAGCAUGUGUAUCGGCAUUUGGUAAUUCUUUUGCGAGCCCAAAAUCUGCAAUUCGAGCUUCCAUGUCAUCAUCAAGGAGAAUGUUACCUGGCUUGAGAUCCCUGUGAACUAUGCGAUGUGUGUGGUUGUGUAGAUACUCAAGCCCAGCUGCCACACCAGUGGCAAUUCGGUGCCUUGAAGGCCAGUCCAAGUCUCUAUUUCCUUGAGAUACUUGAUUCAGCAUAUCCUGUAAACUUCCAUUUUUCAUGUAUUCAUAUACCAAAUAAUGACAAUCUGGUCGAGAGACAUGGCCUAGCAGGGGAAGAAUGUUACGGUGCCUGAUUGUACCCACGGUCUGAAUUUCUGACUUGAUCUGUCGCAUCUUCUUGUUCAGAAGUUUCGUGUCUUCUUCAGUAAGUUCUGAAGCAUUCUUUGAGGGUUGGAUAAUUUUCUUUAUAGCGAGUGUUUUAUCAUAAGCUUCUGGUAAAUCAGCCUUGUAAACUUCUCCGCACCCACCCCUUCCAAUGACUUCAAAUGAGGCCAAUCCAUCCUCUUUAUCGAGAAAAUCCAAGUUUUUGAUUGUCGGACUGAAGAUUGCUAUACCAGUAUCCUUCUUUCUACCCUUGAUGAUUGCCAUGACCAACUUAAAAAGCACAGAGAACACGAAUCCAGAUAAGGCCCCUGCUACUACUCCAGCAAAAAAACCGAUAAGCCAUCCUUUCACCUUCUUGCUCUUACUUUUCUUAUGCUUGCGUUUUGCCACCUGAGGUGAAGGAGCAGGUGCUUCUUCGGAAUAUCUACUUCCGAGCGGUGCCCUUGCAUCAUUUCCACUUCUCUGGGGUGAAUUCUCUACAAAUCUAUAACGUCUUGGAGCCUCUUCCCCAAACAACCUUGCUGAUGAAAGCUUGAUUCCUUUCAUCACUGGCAUCUCUCCUUUAAGUAAUUUAUUCCCAGAAAUGUUGAAAGAGCGGAGAUUUGUAAAAGAACGCAGGGAGGUUGGCACUUCACCGCUAAACAUGUUGUUGCAAAGGUCAAGCUUUUCCAAGUCAGGAAAAUACUUCAAGAAAUCCAGCUCCCCAGAAAACUCAUUAGAACACAGGUCAAGAAUUCGAAGCCGGCUCAAGGAAGAUAUCCCAGAAGGAACCUCCCCGGAAAACUGAUUGUUAUAGAGAUUCAAAAUUUCCAACUUCUUGCACUCCGCUAUCUGAGCUGGGACUUGGUCAAUGAGCCGGUUGUUUGGCAGCGAAAGCUCUUUCAGCUCCGAAAGUUUUCCAAUGGCAGGAGAAAGAAAUCCACCAAGCUUCCGCGAAUCAAAGAUGAUUCGCGUAACACGGAAUA
Molecule: messenger RNA, 2665 nt
Organism: Daucus carota subsp. sativus
Lineage: Eukaryota; Viridiplantae; Streptophyta; Magnoliopsida; Apiales; Apiaceae
Product: protein MHF2 homolog
Exons: 6
Coding region: 89-397 (102 amino acids)
Biological process (GO): replication fork processing; resolution of meiotic recombination intermediates; DNA repair
Cellular component (GO): FANCM-MHF complex
Source: RefSeq, a predicted model, not a curated record